Messenger RNA from Sugiyamaella lignohabitans, 1629 nucleotides. RefSeq names its product Are2p (gene ARE2). NCBI's taxonomy places the organism in Eukaryota, Fungi, Ascomycota, Dipodascomycetes, Dipodascales, Trichomonascaceae. Gene Ontology annotation, biological process: ergosterol metabolic process. Gene Ontology annotation, cellular component: endoplasmic reticulum membrane. The record is from RefSeq and is a predicted model, not a curated record. The transcript has a single exon. Gene Ontology annotation, molecular function: ergosterol O-acyltransferase activity. The coding region runs from base 1 to 1629 and encodes 542 amino acids.
AUGGCCCGAUCAACAGGAGUGGCCUCCAGUGGGCGAAAGCUAAAUGGAAGUAAAACUGAUGAAGUGGUUUCCAAAGAAUUGCAAACAGACACACAGAGUCAUAUAUUAGAUCCGAUCAAUUUGAGUGAAGUGGACACUGACCUCAGGAGCUACAGGGAGCAUCUCAAUUUUGAUAACGCUUAUGAUGACAGUGCAUCAUCUACACCUAAAUUAUCGCCUAUAUCCGAGCCGGGCUCAGUUACUUCGGCUGAUAUGUCUCCAAGUGCCCUUCGUGGUCAAACUUUACAUCGGCGUACAACAUCAAGCUCAUCUGCUUCUUCGUUAAGUAAUGGAUUUGUUCUGAGUGCUGAUCGUACAUCGAAGGUGAAACAAACUGAAGUUCACUUGGAAGGUAGUGAGAAAAAAGUUCUCAAAUCUAUCAAUGAAAAAUCAGCUACUAAGAAAGAGCAUAGGAGAUAUAGCUAUCGGAACCUGAGUAGCCAUUCACAGGCCAGUAUUCUGGAUGCUGAAGCUAGUCGGUCGUCUGUUUUUUUUGGCUUCUAUACACUUUUUUGGGUGACUAUAGCUUUUCUGAUUGUCAGAGGCUCAAUUUACAACUACAUACGGACUUCACAAUUACUAGGUACAAAUAUUGUCGAUAUUUUACGGAAAGACUUGAUUAAGAUUGCUCUGACCGAUGUUGGUUUAUAUUUGGGUAUCUAUUUUGCAUUUUUUUGGCAGGUUGGAAUCAAAUAUGGCAUUUUGGAUUGGAAUCAGUCUGGUUGGAUUGUACAACAUAUAUGGCAGGCCUGCUAUUUAGGCUUUGUUCUAUGGUUUAAUGAAUAUAUGCAGUUCCCUUGGAUUGGUUGUGUAUUUCUUCUACUUCAUUCUUUAGUCCUGGUUAUGAAACAGCACUCAUAUGCAUUUUAUAAUGGCCACUUUUGGUCUAUAAAGUCCGAGUUGGAUACUGCCUCUGCCAAACUACUAAGGAUUGAAUCUUCUAAUUCCAUAAUAACACCAGAAGCCAGAGAGGUUAUCGGUAGACUCAAGUCACAGAUGGAAUUCUGUUCUGAAGAAUUGCGUUUGCAAUCUGAGAAGACACCAUUCCCAGCAAACAUCAAUCUCAAAAACUUUUUUGAUUACAGUAUGUUUCCUACACUGGUUUACCAAAUCGAGUAUCCAAGAACAUCAAAAAUAAGAUGGGGAUAUGUACUCGAAAAGACCUUGGCAACAUUUGGAGUGUUCUUCCUGAUGAUUAUUGUGGCUGAAAACUACCUUUAUCCGAUAGCCAUGCGGGCUCUUGCUCUCCGUGACAAUACGUUGUAUGAGAAGGUUUUACACUAUCCGCUGAUUCUAAUGGAUCUUGUCCCACCAUUCAUAUUGAUAUAUUUGCUAGUGUUUUACAUUAUCUGGGAUGCAAUUCUCAAUGCUAUUGCUGAGUUGACCAGAUUUGGAGAUCGUCAAUUCUAUGGGGAAUGGUGGAAUUGCGUUACCUGGGAUCAAUUCGCCAAGGAUUGGAAUACGCCUGUCCACCGCUUCCUACUUCGCCAUGUUUAUCACAGCAGCAUCUCGUCUUUCCAUAUAUCGAAGCAGCAGGCAACCUGUAAGUAUAAAUUAGUACGGACGUGGCGUAUUUUUUAUGAAGUUUGA